Molecule: messenger RNA, 1415 nt
Organism: Coffea eugenioides
Lineage: Eukaryota; Viridiplantae; Streptophyta; Magnoliopsida; Gentianales; Rubiaceae
Product: protein trichome birefringence-like 41
Exons: 5
Coding region: 137-1204 (355 amino acids)
Cellular component (GO): Golgi apparatus
Molecular function (GO): O-acetyltransferase activity
Source: RefSeq, a predicted model, not a curated record
ACAAUGUGUGUGUGUGAGAGAGAGAGAGAGAGAGUGGGGGCUGCAAGAAGACAGGAACUUGUGAGUUUUGACAUUUCUCUCUUCACUCCCUCUCUCCCUCUGAAGGCAUUUUGCUUUUUCUCACUGCCCUGAAGGAAUGAAUUUUGUCUGGGCUCACGGCAAAUUGGCCAUGCUGCUCAUUCCUCUUCUCCUGCUUCUCGUUCUUGAGCUUCACCAAGCAAAUGCAGGGAGCUGUAAUUUCUUCCAAGGAAGUUGGGUCCCUGAUUCUUCCUAUCCUCUCUAUAACUACACAGCAUGUCCAUUCAUACAGAAAGAAUUCAACUGCUUGAAGAACGGCAGGCCCGACCAAAUGUACCUUAAAUACCGGUGGCAACCCCUGGACUGCCAAUUAGCAAGAUUUGAUGGUCGUGAGUUCAUGCAGAAAUUCAAGGGGAAAAGCGUCAUGUUUGUCGGUGAUUCAUUGAGCCUAAACCAGUGGCAAUCACUAAUUUGCAUGCUUUACACCUCCGUCGGUAGGACAAAGUACAAUGAAACCAGAGUAGGAGACGUCUCCAUUUUCACAUUCAUGGAUUUUGGAGUAAAAAUUAUGCUAGACAGAAAUGUGUACCUGGUAGAUGUUGUGAUGGAAAAAACUGGCAGGAUACUAAACCUAGAUUCAAUUGAGGGUGGAAAGCUGUGGAAAGGCUUAGACGUAAUAAUCUUUAACACAUGGCAUUGGUGGAACCGUAGAGGUGAAGGACAACCAUGGGAUUACAUUCGAGUUGGAAAUCAGACAUUCAAAGACAUGGAUCGGAUGGUUGCCUUCGAGAUGGCACUCAAUACUUGGGCUAAGUGGGUGGAUGACAAUAUUGAUCCUGCCAAAACUACUGUUUUCUUCCAAGGAAUUUCUCCCUCACACUACAAUGGAACUGAUUGGAAUGAACCGACGGCCAAAAGUUGCGUAAGACAGAAAGAGCCGGUGGUGGGCUCAAGAUAUCCAGCAGGACAACCACCAGCUCUAACAGUGCUAAAGAGAGUACUCAACACAAUAAAGAAGCCAGUGAAAUUGCUGGAUAUUACAAACCUUUCGCUGCUGCGAAAAGAUGGACAUCCUUCUAUUUAUGGGCUUGGCGCAGCCACUGGGGGAAUGGACUGCAGCCACUGGUGUCUUCCUGGAGUUCCUGAUACCUGGAAUCUGCUACUCUACAAUCUUCUUAUUCUUUGAUUACUUCAGUAGCCAUUAGCCAUUUUUAUAUCAUAUCAUUCUUACUACAAUAAAUUUGGACUAAAAAUUAAUAGUAGAAAUACAAGUUUGAUUGAACAUGAUCAUGCAAGAACGUCUAUGUAAUGUUGCUAUUCUAUGCAAACAUACAGUAUAUUUCAUGGAGAAGUAGAACUAGUUUUUUAGUUGAAUUGAUUGAGUCACAUUUGGAUAA